AUGUUCAUGUGUGGGGCAGCAACUCUGGAAUGCAGGUCAGCUUUGGGCACUGUGGCAGCAGCUCUAGGGGGUGGAGAUAGGCAUCUGUGGGAGCAUAACAACUGGUCCAUCUGGGCAGGAUUCUCCUACAUAAAAAUCAGCCAUGAAAACAACACUUUGGUGACUGAAUUCAUUCUGGGGAGCUUAAUAGAUCAGCCUGAACUCCAAAUACCCCUGUUCUUCCUAUUUUUAGUAUUGUAUCUGGUCACUGCUUUGGGGAAUUUUGGUUUGAGAAUUUUAAUUGUGCUGAAUUCACAUUUUCACACCCCCAUGUACUUUUUCCUCUUUAAUUUGUCAUUAAUAGACCUCUGUCAUUCUUCUGUAAUAACACACAAAAUGCUGAUGAAAUUUAUAUUAGGUAAGAAUGUUAUCUCUUACAUGGGAUGUAUGACCCAGUUAUACUUUUUUUGUUUUUUUGUCAUUUCUGAAUGCUGUGUGCUGACAUCAAUGGCCUAUGAUCGCUAUGUGGCUACUGCAAUCCUCUUUUUGUAUAAUGUCAUCAUGUCCCCAAAAGUGUGUUCCUACCUCAUAGUUGGUUCCUACUUGAUGGCAUUUUCUGAUGCCAUGGUCCACACAGGAUUCAUUCUGAGACUGAUCUUCUGUGAUGGAAAUGCCAUCAACCACUACUUCUGUGAUUUCCUCCCUUUGUUCCAGCUUUCCUGCACCAGCACCUAUAUCAAUGAACUUAGUAUUCUCAUUGGGGAUAAAAACAUCAUUGUGCCCAGUUUUAUCAUCUUUACCUCUUAUGGUUUUAUCCUUUCUAGCAUCUUCCAAAUGAAGUCCACUGAAGGCAGGUUCAAAGCGUUCAGCAUCUGCAGUUCCCACAUAAUUGCUGUAUCUCUAUUUUUUGGGUCAGAUGCCUUUAUGUAUCUCAAACCCUACUCCUCCUCCUCUGAUAAAGGAAAAAUAUCUUCUGUCUUUUAUACUACUGUAGUUCCCAUGAUGAAUCCUUUAAUCUACAGCUUGAGGAACAAAGAUGUUAAAGUUGCCCUGAGAAAAACCUUAAGCAGGAGAACAUUUUGA
This is a messenger RNA of Castor canadensis (American beaver), 1062 nucleotides long. Its product is annotated as olfactory receptor 8B3-like. The record is from RefSeq and is a predicted model, not a curated record. NCBI's taxonomy places the organism in Eukaryota, Metazoa, Chordata, Mammalia, Rodentia, Castoridae. Gene Ontology annotation, molecular function: olfactory receptor activity; G protein-coupled receptor activity. Gene Ontology annotation, biological process: G protein-coupled receptor signaling pathway. Gene Ontology annotation, cellular component: membrane.